This is a messenger RNA of Orbicella faveolata, 3994 nucleotides long. RefSeq lists its product as uncharacterized. Lineage: Eukaryota; Metazoa; Cnidaria; Anthozoa; Scleractinia; Merulinidae. The record is from RefSeq and is a predicted model, not a curated record.
GAAAAUUGGAAAGCUUUCCAAUUUGAAAGAUAAGUUUCUUUCAUACUAAAGUUUUAAUGUCUUGAUGAGCCGAAGAUAAACGGAUAUUACAUUGCCAAUGUAUAAUUAAAACUACGCAAGCUUGGUUGCUAUAGUAAGAAGUACUGCGGUAUCACUCUUAGAAUGUUUAUGGACGGGCUUGUUUCAUAGGAUUGGACGUUGGAGAUUACCUUUGACACGGUGGAAGCAUGAAAUUUAAACUUCCAUCGUUUCUUCGCUGUCUAAAAUGCAUAUAUAAGUUAUAUGUGUGUAUAUUGUGUGUUUACAAGGGUCGAAAAAGAACCCCGAAUUCGGUUCAGCAGCAUCUAGAAAUUUCAUAAACAAAGAACCUUUAAAGAACAAUAGAAAAGCAGGAAACGCACUGAUUGGUUUGAUAUUGACAGCUGUCAAUAACUUUUAACCAAUAUCUGGCGCGGGCUCGGGUCAUGUGCAACCAACCGGAAACCUUUUAUUGUCUCGUGAUUGACAGCUGAGCGAAUGAAUUGAAAGAAAGAACGAGGGCCGCUGAACAGAAUGCAAAUUGCAGAUCGCCUGAUUUCAAAUAAGUCAGAAGAAAGAGCUUGAAUUAUAAUACUUGCAUUGGCUACACCUAUGGGCCUUCUUGUUGUCGACAUAAUUGGACCAAGCUGGGCUUUUCGGAGUUAAAGUGUCGCGGAAUUGAGCAAAGCUUCUGGGAAAUUCGCCGUCUGGUUUAUCACGUUGUGUUCUUGUUGUUGGCUACAUGCGUACAGUUGAGGAGAAAAUUACUUGAUUUCUGCGCUUUCCGAGCAUUUUUCUACGGUAAAUUUGUGUUGAUCUGGGGAGCACGUUUGUCGCCCAAUCAAUGGAGAUUGAAAACUCAUCUGCGAAGUUUGCAGCAGCGAAGAAGACUCCUGUGAUAAUCUCUUUAAGAUCUUUGAAUGAAGAUUUGACUGCGAAGGCAAGAGAAGAAAAUAUAGCCGUGGCGAAUGGGCAUUCAAGGCCACAGGGGAUGGUUACCAAGGCAACUAGCAAUGGUGACGUGUCAAUAAAUGGUCAAACUAAUUACAACCAAUCAGGUGCAACUGCAGCUGGGUCAGUUUGUAAAGCACCUCUCAUAGACGACAGUCUUAUCGCUGAUGACGAUGGGGGACUCCCUUUAAUCUCUGCUGUAUAUUCCCUUGCAACGAAUGGCAACCAGCAAAAUGGCGAGGAAUCCAUGGGGAUAUCGGUGACUUCUAAGGCAAGCUCACCGCAAAUCAUCAAUCUUGGGAAGGCGGUGUCUCUUAAUCCAAGUGCUCUCAUCAAAGAUCGAAACUCACUCGGUACUCCUGCGGUGAAAGCAAAUCUUUCGACUGGAAUUCCAACGAGUGCACUUCAGAACAGGUUAAGUCCGCCAUCUAAUAGCGUCGGCACCAGCACGUUAAUAGUUAAGACACCAAGUGAGACCUUGAGAUCAGAAGGUACGCUGACGUCAGAACCCCAUGAAAGAAAGGCAAGCGCGCAUGCUCCGGAUCCUCAAGGACAACAGUCUUCAGGUGUUCUUCAGCUCGUCAAAUUAGUGGACAGCGUCUCGAAACAACCACCCCCACCUCCUUUGACAACUCCGACUACCGUCAACAGCCAAUCACCGUCUCUGGUAUCCCAAACCAGUUUGACUUGUAGUAGUCCAGUUAAACAAGGGGCACAUAUACCCAGACAGAUUGCAAUGAAGCAGCCUGGCACCACUACGUCUAUCGUGUUGAACCUUAAACCAGGCGAGCCUUUGCCGAAGGCGAUUAAUUUGCUCGGCCCAGACGGAAAAUCUGUCGUAUUUCUGUCGUUAACCGAUGGUGGUAAACCCCUUCCGCCGCAAAUCGUACAGGCUGGUGGAAAGAUUUUAAUUCCAAUCUCGUCAUCGAUAGGCUCUUCCCUUGCGACAAAUCAGGUCAGUUUUGUAAACAAGGUUGCAAAUGUUUCGAGUGGACAAGUGCCCAUUGCACCUCACCCAGGUAGAACAGCUGUACUCUCCCCGACCGCAAUAUCUCCCCCAGUGCGUCUUUCUGUCUCAGAGUCGUCAGGCUCACAGAAACCACUGGUGGCUACCACUGUGGUACCUAACACUGUGGUCGAUACCACAGUGUUGGCCAAGAGUCCGACUGUUGCGAGUGCUACACUGGGAAGUCCUGACAGUUUGUCCACAAGUAGCAGGAAUUUCCCUACAAGCACUCCGUCUGAAGCAAAGCCAUCGACAUCCACCGUUGAAAAGAAGACAGGACUAUCUCCACAGGAAGCAAGGAUUCAAAGACUAAAGGAACUCAUAAAAACUCAGGAAGACGCUGUUAACAAGCUACGGGAAAAAAGGCGUUUAGAAAUGGAGAAGAUCAGAGACCAAUCUGUAAUUUCGAAACCGGACAGCGAGGAUAACGAGUUUAAACCUGAAAGAGCUCCGCCGGCGAGAUCUUCAAGCCCUUUCGCUGUGCCUUUUCCUCCCAAGAAGAGGAUUAAAGAACAAGACUCUAGCUUCAAGAGCAAGGUGCCUAGGUCGACCGAUUCAGCUGUGAUGCAAGGAGAGGGUGCAUUUAUCCCAAACGGUGAUGACAAAUCUUUUGUGCAGUUGAUCGGGCUUGAAAAAGUUGUUAGCAAUAUCAAAUAACGCAAUGUUUGACAUAGCGUGCAACCCCCUUGUCGGCCUAAUCCCGAUUUUAGGUUAUAAAACCCUCCAAAAAAGCCCCGUAUUAACGUUUUUUCGUUAAGUUAGAAUCUCGAAGAAUUCCAUAUUACGGGAUAGAACACCACUGUUAUAACAGUUUCAACGUAUUUCUUUAAUAUCGGUCAUUAGCGUUUUUUCCUUAAUCUGUUUGCCACUGCACUCUACAAAAACACCACUGCAAAGUUACGUAACCACGGGCCUCAUUUGAGGAUGAUUUCCAGUCCGUACUGCGCAGUCUCAGCACCCCAAUGUUUGUAAGUCUAACACGAUGGAAUUCCAGUCGAUGUUAUUGGUUACGAACCCCUCCCCUUAUCUUUGAGGCAUUUUAAAUUCUUUUUCCAACAGUUUCUUUGAUUUUUACAGCUUCGAAGUUGUUUCACCAAGUGGUAUCAGAGAGAACUUCACAACCAUGUUGGCGGUUGACCUGAAACUUUGAAUCAACUUCAUGUAACUAGUGGCGAAAUGUAACAGUUUGUGAUGUCUUACAUGAAUCAAAGCAAAAUCUUAAACAAACUCUCGAGAGUACGCAGUACGGACUGGAAAUCAUCUUUAAGCGGCAUUUAGCGGUAUUGAUACUAAAGCUACAAGCUAAAAGAUCGCACGGCGGCGUGGACUAUUUUGCAUAUUCCUUUAUUUUUACACGUUAACAAAGCCCGAAACCUAUCGCCUUGCACGCUCAGUUCGGUUGGUUUGGAAAGCCAGUUGAACUUCGCGUAAAUAUCGUGAAUAUAAAGGAUAUCGACUUCAUUCUGUCGCCCGACGAAUUAGUAGCAUUAUUUUUAAAUGGUCUCAUCGUUGAGGCCACCUUCUAAAAUAUUUGCAUCUUAUUAUUUUUAAAUAAUUUAAAACUUGUUUGCAGGCUACUAAAGUGUGGUAUUAUCUUCACGUUCAAGCGACUUUUGUGGAGCGCAAACUGCGCUCAACUGUGCGAGAGAGAGAGUCGAGAAACCGCAGUUAGACUUUGAGCUGCAGAAAAAAAUUGGGCAAAUUAUCAAAUUCUUUUUGGUUUCGGAAGGCCCAUAAGGAGUUUAUUUUUAAAAAAAACUCACGUUUACAAGAAUUGUUUUAUCAUAUUAUCAAUACGGUGAUAUAAAUUUAAGGUUCACAACCGCAGCAACAACCAUAACCGGAAGGGCAAACGUGACACUCAUUUCGUGUCCAAAGUUGUAACUAGUAAGUUCAGAGGCAAUUCUAAAUGUUGUGUUUCUUCUGACGCUUGUGUUUAUCGUAAACUCAAUUAUUUCCCUUAACUGAUAUUUAGUGCAAGUUCUGAGCAUUUGAAAGAAAAUCAGGUGAAAUUCCUUA